AUGCUCGCUCGCUCGCACGCUUCUCCUUCUCCAAUCCUUCUCCCGCCCGACCCGACCCGCCGACCCCCUCAGUCUUCCUCGUCGGAGCCCCGCCUUCUCCCCCCUAAACGACGCCGUACUCCAGUUCCGGUCGCCGGAAAACUCGGGCACGAUUUACCGGUGAAUCAGUUCUGGAAAUGGAAGAGAAGAUGGAUCGGUGAAAUGAAUGGUGGCGUGAGCUUUGACUGA
Molecule: messenger RNA, 228 nt
Organism: Prunus armeniaca (apricot)
Lineage: Eukaryota; Viridiplantae; Streptophyta; Magnoliopsida; Rosales; Rosaceae
Source: the annotation of a GenBank genome assembly